Arabidopsis thaliana (thale cress) is the source of this 1596-nucleotide messenger RNA. Its product is annotated as F-box family protein. The transcript has 4 exons. The record is from RefSeq and is marked reviewed. Bases 1 to 1596 code for a protein of 531 amino acids. Lineage: Eukaryota; Viridiplantae; Streptophyta; Magnoliopsida; Brassicales; Brassicaceae.
AUGCUCUGUACUGGAAGCAAUGCUUCUACAAUUAUUCAAGAGCAAAAACACCAACAAGACUCUGCUUCCGCUGACCACCGGAGCACACUGCUUGGUCUAGAAACUGAGCUAAAGAAGGAUUCAAGAUCAUUGUUAUUUUCUUGCUGCUGCUUAGCUUUAGCUUGGGCAGCUGCACUUCCACGUGCCUCAGCAGCGGCUCGUUCUGCCCUAACCCUUGCUUCAGCAUUUACCCUUUCUCUAGCUUCUACAGCAGCUUUCUCAGUCUUUUCUCUAGCUUCGGCUUAUGCUCCGGCUUUGCUCUGUUUCUGUGAGACUUUUGGAAGCCUAAAAGGUUAUGAAGUGGAAAAUCACAUGAAUGCUUCAGUUACUAUGUUGGAGGAGGCAAUCAUGUAUUCAUCUUUCAGUUCAAAAAAAAGAAUCAGGCAUUCAUCUUCCUUAACGAAUGAUCUCAUCGAGGAGAUAUUGUCGAGAUUGCAUUCAAAGUCAGUGGCAAGGUUUCGUUGCGUGUCGAAGCAAUGUGCAUCAAUGUUUGCUAGUCCAUACUUCAAGAAGUUGUUCCAGACCAGGUCCUCCGCUAAGCCGAGUCUCUUAUUCGCCAUCGCAGACUACGGAAUUGAAGAAGAUUACAGUAUGAAAUUCUUCUCAUCGCCUCAGCUUGAGAAUACAUAUGAGAAAACGUCGUCAACUCUUGUAGCAGCCGCUGAAUUUCAUGUGAAGUUCUCUCCAGACAAGUCAAUACCGAUCUAUCUGUCUGAAGACCCAAGAUAUGUUUCAAUUGGCUACGCCUCUGGCUUGAUCUAUAACUAUUGUGGUCGAUACGUGGGUAGACCUCUAAUAUGUAACCCCAACACAGGACGGUAUGCGAUCUUACCAUAUCGUUAUACUUAUAGAAAGGCGUAUAGUUUUUUCGGGUUUGACCCGAUUGACAAGCAAUACAAGGCCUUGUCCCUUCCUUAUGUAGAUGGUCCUGGUCGUAGUAAAGUUCUUACAUUUGGAGCUGGAGAUCUGACAUGGAGAAAUAUUAAAUCUCACACUGAAGACAUAUCUUACAGAUAUUAUGAGUAUGUGAUAGUUUGCUUUGAUGUGACGUCUGAGAAAUUCACCUUUGUUGGCGUACAAAAGUUUUGUCUAUUGAUCAACUACAAGGGCAAGUUAGAUGUGAUCUAUUGGGAGGAUGAUGUCGACAUUCAUGAGAUUUGUUACUUUGCGAAGGAUCUCGAUGAGUAUUUGGACGAAAAUCUUGACGCUGAUGCCACUAACGAGUUGCAUGUGUGGGUUCUAGAAGAUGUUGAGAAACAGGAAUGGUCUAAAUAUGCCUACACUUGGACCGAUGAUACAUUCUUCCAUCGUCACCUUUCCAUUGCUGGAGCCACUGCUUCGGGUGAAAUAGUGUUUUCGAUGCGCAAGUACACAUCUAAACAACCAUUUUAUGUUUUCUACUUCAAUCCCGAAAGGAAUACUCUCCAACGUGUUGAAAUCCAAGGUUUUGGUGAAGCGUUUAGGACAACUUGUAGUGUUCGCACCUUUGUAAACCACAUAGAGGAUCUUGAUGUUAACGAUUUAGAACAACUCAACUACAUUGGGACAAGAAGAUAA